Molecule: messenger RNA, 2252 nt
Organism: Corythoichthys intestinalis (scribbled pipefish)
Lineage: Eukaryota; Metazoa; Chordata; Actinopteri; Syngnathiformes; Syngnathidae
Gene: agfg2
Product: ArfGAP with FG repeats 2
Exons: 14
Coding region: 348-1685 (445 amino acids)
Biological process (GO): spermatid nucleus differentiation; intermediate filament organization; acrosome assembly
Cellular component (GO): cytoplasmic vesicle; cytoplasm; membrane
Molecular function (GO): GTPase activator activity
Source: RefSeq, a predicted model, not a curated record
UGGUUGUUAUAAAAUAAAUGAUUUUGCUUAACAAAAGCAUACAUUCAGCACAAAUUAGUUUUAUUUCAAACACGCACGUCCACGUGAAGGUUUUUAUUCUGAAGAAAGUAAGCGUGUUUCCGGUAUGUAACGUUUCCUGUUGGGUUUAGCUUGCCCCCUCCGUGCCGCCUCGCAUUAAGCAGGAGCGCAGAGGAACGGAGCGGCGUUGACUCCGACCAGCACCCCCGAGCCCCCGCCCCACUAUGCGGCGGUAGAGCGGCGGAGGUGGAGAGCCCGGGAGACGGAGCUCGGACGGAGGAAAAGCCCACCUCCCCCCUGCCAUCCCCGCCCCCCUGUGCGGUACCACCAUGUCGAACCGCAAGCAUCGGGACAACCAGGAGAUCUGCUCGCGCAAGGUCCGGGAGCUGGCCCAGUCUGGAGUAAACAAACACUGCUUCGAGUGCAAUCAACCCGGGGUGACGUACACUGACGUGACCGUGGGCGCGUUCGUGUGCACGUCGUGCUCCGGAAUGCUGAGAGGCCUCAACCCGCCGCACAGGGUCAAGUCCAUCUCCAUGACAACCUUCUCCCAGCAGGAAGUGGAAUUCCUCCAAAACCACGGCAACGAGGUCGGCAGAAGGACGUGGCUGUGCGCCUUCGACCCCAAGACGGACGGCUGCGACACGAAAGACUCGCAGAAGUUCAAAGAGUUCCUGCAGGACAAAUACGAGAAGAAGAAAUGGCAUUUUUCUAAAUGUAAGAAUCGCAGAGAUGCAGAGGGACCUUGGAGUCCCGGUGUCCAGACCGUCCUCGUUCACGGUCCGCCCUCGCAUAUCCUGCCGCCCAACGCCAGGCAGGCCAGAACGCUGUCUCAGAUGGUGCCUUGUGACCGUGCCUCACCCGCCGACGUCAGGCCAGAUGCGUUCACCGCGCGGCCGUCGCGCUCCCAAAGCUUCCGGGAUCCAUCCCUUAAAGACCAGAACGUCUGCGGGAUUGAGCGACAGCGCCCGGGUUCGCUGUCUUCUGCCCAUGGUCCUUCCUUCCCUGCCCUCCCUCGGCCUUCGGCCAGUAGCUCUUUCAAAAAAAACUUCACCUUAGGUCGUACCACGCCCACGUCGGGCGGCACGGGGCCCUUCAGAGCCUUCCCCAGAUCCCUCAGUUUGGAUUUUGGAGGAUUGAAACAGCCGCAAGCUUCUCUUCCUCAAUCUCUGUCCCAGCAGCAGAGUGCUAGCAACACCCAGGACAGAUACGCUGCGGUGUCUCAACUGGACACCGCAUUCUCUGAAACAGUGCCACCUGCUGGUCCUCCGCAGUACAGCACCCUAUUCAGCAACCGGUUAUCCGGCUCCGUUCCUGCCAGCAGCUCCCCAAGUGUGGAUACGUUGACCACGUCCCAAACAUUUGCAAGUUUCCCCAACCCAUUCAGCUCCGGCUUGGCUUCCCAGCAGCCCGCUGCGCUCUCCCCCAGCAACCCUUUCAGCAGCCCCCCAGGAGGUGACGGCGACGCCUUUGUUACCUCGCCCACAACGGCGUUCCCGCCACCUGCCGCGUUUCCCCGAGAGGCUGCGAACAACCAGGAAGCUAACGGCUUCGCCGCCUUCCCCUCGUGCGACUCCGAGCCCAAAGUCCCUCGACCCAUGUCGGUGAACCCUUUCACAGGGAACGUCUACCCCAGUCGGGGAACGUCACGAAACCCUUUCAUCUGACUCUCUGUUUUUGGACUCUUUUCAAGCUCAGGGAGAGUCAAAGCCUCCGUCCUUCCUCCUCCAGUUGUCUUAUUUAUGUCUGUGUUUACUUGUGCGUGUGAAAAAAAGAAGCCUGAAUGUAAUUACCACUUCCACUUGCGGGAUUUAUUUUUACGCCUUUAUUUUUUUUCCCUUUUUUUUUUUUUUGCUGAACUGUACACUAACUACGCUGCUACUUUGCAUUCAUCCCCUCACACAACAAGAAAAUUCACACUGGCGUAUUUUCUGGACUAUAAGUCGCACUGUUUUUCAUAGUUUUGCUAGGCUUGCGACUUAUACACGAAAAAUACGGCAAAUCCAUCUGUAUUCCCGCUUUUAAACCUAUCUGCCAAAAUGUGUGAUGGUUUUCGGAUUAAGGAUCGCUGCCUUAAAGCCUCCCGAUGCAUCGAAAUGAGAGAAAAAUGUCUUUUGGUUGUUUUUCCCCUGUCUUGGGUGUUAACCACUGCCAGGCUGCAUGAGCUUUGAGGGCUAAAAAAAUGCUACUGAAUGUAAAAAAACUGCAAAUACAGAAUAACUUGUAUAAAAUGA